Messenger RNA from Durusdinium trenchii, 747 nucleotides. The record is from the annotation of a GenBank genome assembly. Lineage: Eukaryota; Dinophyceae; Suessiales; Symbiodiniaceae.
AUGGCGACGCGAACCAUCUUGCAGUCGAAUCGGGCCUAUGAUCAUAUUUACGAUCCGACCUAUACGACGUCUCACCCCAAUGAUCAUUACAGGCAGACGAGCAAGGCGAUGUUCAAUGCCCAGCGCAUUGAGCGAGUGCCCGAUGACAAGUACAUGUUCUCGGAGCUGCCUCACUAUCCUAGAUGUACCAUUCAGGUGACUAGCAAAGAGGCCUUGCCGAAACAUGUGGACAAGGAUUGGUUCUCACCGGGCGACCGGCCGAGCGACCCCUUGCGAGACAUCGUGCAUGGGACCUAUCGCUUCAAGUUCCAAGCUUGGCCCAACAAGCAGAUGCUUAGCACGCUGCCUCAUAUUGUACAGUAUGCCUUCAAGUCCCAUGGCACGACCUUCCCAACGGAAGGCGCUGCUGCAGAGCCGCCCACGAAGACCGUGGCUACACAGUCGGUCUACCGGGAGUCGGAGGCCCAAACGGAUCCGUACUCACCGGACUAUCAGAUCCCUAGCCAGGUACCUGAGGUUCUUCAGCUGACGCACCUCACAUACGGUGCAGGGCUUCCGGCCUCUGAAGCUGAGCUGCGGAUCAUCGAGCGAACCAGGCAAAAACGCCUCUUCAAGCAGAUGCUGCCUCCUCCUUGCGACGAGUUCGGGAUGGAGGUGAGGAUCCAGCUGAUGGAGGCGCAAGAAUUUAGGGAAUGGGCUGACCGUGAUAGAACCAUCAGAGAGCUGCAGGACAGGCGUUGCCUCUAG